This is a messenger RNA of Perkinsus marinus ATCC 50983, 157 nucleotides long. RefSeq lists its product as hypothetical. The record is from RefSeq and is a predicted model, not a curated record. NCBI's taxonomy places the organism in Eukaryota, Perkinsozoa, Perkinsida, Perkinsidae. The transcript has a single exon. The annotation marks the transcript as partial.
AAGCAGAGGCUGGUCGAGAGAGGAGCCUUCAAGAGCUGUCGGAGGCUACGCUCACGUUGAAGGAUCAACAGAAGGGCGCUGAGGAGGGCAGAGCGAGAGCUGAUGAGGAAGCGGUAGUUAAUGGAGUUGGUUGCCGUUCCUGGUCUAUGCUGGAGCU